GGGGCGCCGACCCGGACUGGCGCCCCUGGCCGUUUGGCUCCGCCUUCCAGAGCGCUGAAUGUGGGAGCGGGACCGGCGGCAGGCGCCCGCUGACCUUAGGCCGGCCCAGCCCAGCCUGGAGACGUGGCAGAGCCUGCGGGGAGGCCGCUGCCUCCAGGAACAGGAUUUCGGCAGCUUCGGCCUUCUCUCGGCUCUGGGGUGCACACCCCGGGCCCGCCCUUGGGAAGUAGCUUGUUUUCCCUAGGUUUCUCCAGUCGGGCCGAGCCCCUUUCCAGAGGGUGUUUGCCUUCUGCUGUCUCUUUGUUUCUCCCUGGAGCCAAGUCUUUAGGCAAGUUUGCAGGAAAGCUCCUCUUCUAGAUUGGCCGAGUGAUAUAUCCAUUUCUGCAUUUCAAAUAAACCAUAACUGAAGAAAAAUGAUGGAAGAGAGCGGAAUAGAGACCACCCCGCCUGGGACUCCUCCUCCACAUCCUGCAGGACCAGUUGCGGCUGCUGUGUCUUCAACCCCCCUUCCUUCAGCUGCAACCGGUUCUUUUUCUUCUCCAAAUGUGUCCUCCAUACAACCCUUGCCGCCGCACGUGUAUGCCACCCCCCAGCCGCCCGUCCCUCCCGUGAGGCCCUCUGCACCCUUGGUGCCGCCUUCACCCGUCCCUUCUGUCCCAGCGCUUGCUGCCUCCGUGCCACCUCCGGGUUCGCCAGCACCUGCUGCCGCCUUCACUAGCCCUCCUCUGUCCCACUUCCCUCCUCCAUCUUCUGCCCCAAACACGCUCUUAUCUGCACCCUCUUCUGGUCCUCCCACAUCGGGGUUUUCUGUUGGGGCGGCUUAUGACAUUACAAGGGGACAUGCGGGAAGAGCUCCCCAGACACCCCUGAUGCCGUCGUUCUCUGCACCUCCCGUCACAGGUAUUUUGCCGACUCCCAUUACUCAGCAAGCCAGUUUGUCAUCUCUGGCACAGGGACCUGGAACCACAUCAGCCAUUACUUUUCCAGAGGAACAAGAAGAUCCCAGAGUUGGUAGAGGUCAGGAUGAAGCAUCUGCUGGCGGACUCUGGGGUUUUAUUAAGGGUGUGGCCGGAAAUCCCAUGGUGAAAUCUGUGCUUGACAAAACAAAACAUUCGGUAGAAAGUAUGAUUACAACGUUGGACCCUGGCAUGGCUCCGUAUAUCAAAUCUGGAGGUGAACUGGAUAUCGUAGUGACCUCGAAUAAAGAAGUGAAAGUUGCCGCCGUCCGAGAUGCCUUCCAGGAGGUCUUUGGCUUAGCUGUGGUGAUAGGGGAAGCUGGACAGUCCAAUAUUGCCCCACAGCCGGUCGGGUAUGCAGCUGGGUUAAAAGGCGCCCAGGAACGGAUAGAUAGUUUGCGUCGAACUGGAGUGAUCCAUGAAAAACAGAUUGCUGUGUCAGUAGAAAACUUCAUCGCAGAAUUGCUACCUGACAAGUGGUUUGACAUUGGCUGUUUGAUAGUUGAAGAUCCUGCCCAUGGCAUUCACCUUGAAACGUUUACCCAGGCCACGCCAGUGCCUUUGGAAUUUGUACAACAGGCUCAAAGUCUCACUCCCCAAGACUACCAUCUGAGGUGGUCAGGCCUUUUGGUGACGGUGGGUGAAGUUCUGGAAAAGAGCUUAGUAAAUGUCACCCGGACUGACUGGCACAGGACGUUCACUGGCAUGUCUCGGCGACAGAUGAUCUACAGUGCGGCCAAAGCCCUUGCCGGCAUGUAUAGACAGCGCCUGCCCCCCAGGACCGUGUGAGGGAACGCUCGCCCCGGGCACGGAGACUCCUUCGCUUGGGGCCUGGUGGUAUUUAGACCUUGUACCUCCCCUAAGUGGACAGCUUCAGUGAACGCAGCUGUCUUGAUAGUUUGUGCGCUGCGGUUGUUCUUUUUUAGAAAGGCACGGGGUCAUUCCAGUAGAUGAAAAGAAACAGAUCCUUUCUUUGAUCGCGUCAUUUCGUGUACCACAGUUCUUAAAAAAGAAAAUCUAUAAAUAUUUUUAUAAGAUACUUUGAUAUACCAAAUUUAUAAGGUGCAAAUUCAUGUGCCUACUACAUUUAACUUAAGGAUAUGUACUUGAUUUUUUUCGUUAAGAAGACCUAACUCAUUAAAGAACGUGUCAUUGUUUCUUCUAUUUCAAGAUUAAUCUCUUCCUUCUUAGUUUUUGAUGCUUCUUGUGUGUGCAGGUGAUCGGUCAGACACUGAGCCAUGUGCUCAUAGUUGACCCUCAGACACCUUGCAGGGAGAUGGUUUGCAUUUCUGUGCAUAUUUUUUACAUGGGCCAAAAUAAUGAAAUUGAUAGUUUUGUUGGUGUUAUCAUGUACACAGAUACAUAGUCUAAAAAAGGAAAAAAAGAUUUUUUUCGAAGUUUUGGCAUUUCACAGAUUUAUACUCUCAAACAUUGGCGUGAUGGGUGUUCUUUGCUGUGGCUGUGGGACAACUAAGCGGCACAUGAUUCAAGUGUAUUUUACAUCAGAAACAUUUGGGUUAUUUUCAUAUAAUACUGUUCAGUAUUUCCAAGUAAACUCUGAUGUUGGCCAUUAUUUCUCUUUCCACUCGUGUUUUCUCAGCCGUUGUAGAGAAAUUGUUCAGAGGAAUUGCUUUGUUAUUUAUGGGAUUGUACGCCUCUCAUUUUAAUUAAGGUUACUUAAUAUUUAGUUUGCCUUAAACACUGCUUUUCUAACCUGGUGCCAUUCUGCCUUUACUCUUUAUGGAAAUUUUCAGUGAAACUAUUUAAUACUCAUUCUGGUUUAUCUACUUCAUUGUGUUUGUAUUUAGUGAAAGCUUCUUUUUCCCCCAAAUAAUAUAUUUUACCGUUUUUGAAUUUCUACAAAUCAAAAUUUAAAUAGUUUUGUCUUAUACUUUUGGACUCUAUAUAUGCAAGUUCAUAUAACUUUUUUGAAGACAGUUUCUUACCUAAAUGUAAUUUAAUUUUUAUUUACUCGUCUAUACAAGUCUUUAGAUGGACCAGAAUUAGCACAAUCUUAUAAAGGGUAUCAAAGCUCUUACCCUGCACUGUCAUUACAUGUACCAGUUUCUUUGUAUUGUUGAGUACUUAAUUGAUCUGUGCUAUUUUUUACCUGAGGAUGAGAAGCAUUAAUGUCACAACUGUGGUUUGGUGAAAUUCAGACUUGUUUGUCAUUAAAAGUAAUGAGAGAGAGAAAAGACUUGUAACCAGCUGCUGUGGCGUAAUAGGGAUCGAAUACUUUUCUCUCCUCUUUUAUUGCUAUUUGUGGAACAGUCUAUCUAUGUUUCCUCCAUCUUGUUAAUAAAAAAGAGCUUUUCUCUACCAUGUACUUUUCUCCUUUAUUUUUAAAAAGGUACUCUUAGCUAACGGUAUUUUAUUGCGGCAUUGGCCUGAGGAGAAAACACUGUUAGGGAUGAAGGGUGCCCCUACCAUAUUUCUGCCGCUUUCCCUCCUGUUAUAGCGAAUUUUAUAGAUCCUAAGGAAUGUCUGUUUUAUUUUAGCAAGUCGCAAAUAUUUUAUGUUUUUAAGGACACAACAACGGACCUCCCUCAGAUGACAGUUUUCCCACAGUUCUCCAGUUAUUCAUUUCUUCUGCCACUUGGGUGAAGGAAGCCAAGUGAUCUCCCUGCUCCUGCCAAUUUGCUGAGCCUUCCGUUCUCUGGAUCCGGGAAGGGCACAUGUGAUCUGGUUCUGGCCUCUGGAUUCCUUUCUCGGCCAUUGAAAGGCAUCUGAGCGUGACUGCCUGCACACAUGCUGUAUUCCCAACCUCAGGCUUAUUUUUUCAUUGUUAGCUUUCUUUGUUGUACUCGGAGCGAGAAGAGUAACGCGUGAUCUUGUUCACGCCCUGGCAGCGGCAGGCAGGCAGGGUUUCCUUGUGCUGACAUAAGAUAACUCAGGUCAUCCGUCAGCCCAGGGGCUCUUUGCUUUUUUGUCCCUCAAGCUUCUCAGGAAAACCAGACUUUAACAUGGCUCUUUACUUCCGGCCACGAUACGUUUUUCUUCUGAAGUGCUCAAGUAAUUACUUAACUGAAUUCUCUCAGCUUGUACACUUUUAAUUCAGUAGUGUCCAAGACAACAGGAAAAAUGCAGGAAGAGUCAUGUAACCUCAGUUGACAGAAGGUUCUCAGAUGGUUCAGUUCAAGACCCUCCUCUUAAUAAGCUUGUCACGUAACCCCGGUCCCAGAGCUUUGCCACGGACUCGUGUAGUUGGAAAGCUUCAGGUAGUCUUUGUAGUUUUCCCCUCCUGGUCUCUUUACUACUUCUCCAUUCUCUGUUCCUUUUUAUCUCAAGGAUUAAUGAGGUAGAAAAUCGAGAUGACUGAAUAUACAGCCAAAUGGUAGUGCAAUUCUAAGUUUAAGGAAAGUAUUAUAUGCAUGUAUUCAAAAAUUAUGCAAAUUCGUGAUAUACUCAGGGUCAGAUAAAUUACUUUAAUAUGUCGUUGAAUUUACUUUGUUCCUCAACUACAAAAAACCCGAAACCGGUAUAUGUGUUCUCUGAAGCCAAAUUGGUAUUUUGUGACCCAAGAGAUGUUGGGUUAUGUAUAAAUUAUUUAAAAACUUGGAUUUUUUACUCCCAGAAUAUGAUGUUCAUUCUUCAGAUCCUAUGCAGGAUGACAUAUUGGAUAAAAACAAUUUUGUAAGUAUGUAAAUAUGUCAUAAAUAAAUAAUACCUCAGUUUAUUGCC
Panthera uncia (snow leopard) is the source of this 4637-nucleotide messenger RNA. RefSeq names its product proline rich coiled-coil 1 (gene PRRC1). Gene Ontology annotation, molecular function: protein kinase A regulatory subunit binding. The coding region runs from base 414 to 1745 and encodes 443 amino acids. Gene Ontology annotation, biological process: activation of protein kinase A activity. NCBI's taxonomy places the organism in Eukaryota, Metazoa, Chordata, Mammalia, Carnivora, Felidae. The transcript has 9 exons. Gene Ontology annotation, cellular component: cytoplasm. The record is from RefSeq and is a predicted model, not a curated record.